UAAGAAGACGUCGUGUGACAAAUGUCAAUUUUUAUUUUCUAGCAUAUGAAAAUUUUAUUUUAUGAAUUAUGAAUUAAUUCUGUCAAGCAUUCCUAUUUUUCGGGAUAAAGAAGUAGUAAAACUGUAAAAAAUUACGUAGGGUAUGAAGAAGUAAUAGAUAAGACGUGGUGGUAUGGUUUAUUACUUUAGUCUGUGCUAAGGGCAAAUAAAUUAUAUAUAAAAUAGUAAUAAUAAUUCAUUUAAAAUGUCAGUUACCCUGAUUUCUAUUUUGUGAUAUCUAAUAAAAUUUAAUCCUACUUCGAAAUCGUAUGAUAGGUCAAUAAAUAUAUUCUAAAUCAUACGCGUUCAAAAAUUGGAAAUUAUUAAAAAGUUUUAUUUGCAGAAAGGACACAAGACGAAAACAUUGAUAAUUAAAAUAAAUCUGCUUGUUUCAGUCAUAAUGGAAAUAAUAAAUGCAAAUACUGCAUUUCUAUCAAAUUUUGAAGUUAUGCAAAUUUUGCAGCAAUUAAAAGAUAAUACUCAAAAAAAGCACAAAAGAGAAGCAUCUCUAGCAACUGUUACAUAUGAGACUGUCAGAUAUUUACAAGACACGGAAUGUCAACAUCAAAGUAGUGAAAAAAUAAAGAAUUUCUUAGAAUCAAUAAAGUCAUUUAAAUUGACCAAAUUAGAAAAAUUAAUGAUGAUCAAUACACCACCUAGGACAGAACUUGAAAUACAACUGAUUGUUCAAGAGAGUGAAGAACGGUUAUCAGAAAAUGAUGUAAAACAGAUUAUUGUUGCAGCUAACGAAAACUUUCCACAAGCUAGUUAAACUGAAAGCAAUUGUUGUUUUUCUAUUUAAAA
Messenger RNA from Pieris napi, 843 nucleotides. Its product is annotated as DNA-directed RNA polymerase III subunit RPC9-like. The transcript is spliced from 5 exons. Gene Ontology annotation, molecular function: nucleotide binding. The record is from RefSeq and is a predicted model, not a curated record. Lineage: Eukaryota; Metazoa; Arthropoda; Insecta; Lepidoptera; Pieridae. The coding region runs from base 440 to 811 and encodes 123 amino acids. Gene Ontology annotation, biological process: transcription initiation at RNA polymerase III promoter. Gene Ontology annotation, cellular component: RNA polymerase III complex.